UCGUGAUCCACCUGCCUCAGCCUCCCAAAGUGCUGGGAUUACAGGCGUGAGCCACCGCGCCUGGCCAGUUUGAUUUCUUAUACGUGAAGUACGCAGUGGCACUAAAACAAGUUUGCAGGUGUAGAACAAAGGCAAUUCAUUACAUAAUGAUAGGCAACUAACUUAGGUUAACAUAUGACUGUUGCUGUUCGACCCAGAUGUUUGCUGUCUGCAGAGCUCAAGGAUUUUAGCACAGGCCUUAUCUAUUGCCUUCUGCUACAGUGCGCAGAAGGCUGGAAUCCUGCCUGAUUGGGAAUUUCUCACGACCUUCAUUGUGUUACAGAAACUUACAGUUAUUAGCUAUAGAGAAGAAGAAUACAAUAAUUUAUAAACUUCUUACAAAGCAGGAUACAAUCCCACAAGAGGGGGAAGGAGUCAGGGAAGUUUGCUUAUAAAAGAAAACUUUAAUUUCUGCCUUUCAUUCCUGCAUUUUUAUUUGUUUUUCUGUAGCAGGACACGCCACAGACAAAACCUCUUGGACACCAGGUUUGUGAAGGAAGUGGCUUUUUAUUCAGCUGGGAGUCUCAGCAGACUUGCAUCUCAAGAACUGGGCUCCCUGGCUAGAAAAUCCUGGCCUCUUUGAAAGGCUCACAAUCUUAGAGGCUACAUGUGAGAGGGUCGUGAUCAAUGAGCGCGAAGAGGGCGCCACCUGGAAGUUCUUCCUCCUGGGAGUUCUGGGAAACGUAUUCCAGAACUCUGUCCGGAAACAGUUGGGCCGCAGGCGCGCGAGGCUUCUGGGAAGGGUAGUUAAGUAGCUCCGGACAGGCAGAGCCACUUCCGCCCCGGAAAGCGAGGCCGCCACCAUCUUUUGGGUCCGGGAGGUGAGUUAACGUUACACCCCCAGGGCCCUUCUGAAGCUUUCCAGCCUGCGCGUGGCGCUCCCCAGCCGUCAGUCAGGAUGGAGAGGUUGCGGCCGCGGGCGGAGGCCGAGAGGCCAAGGGCGGAAGUUUGCUCUCAUCCCGCACUUGGCGAGCUGCGCCGCUACUUCUUUAUGCUAUCUCAGGACUAUGACAUUCCCCAGAAGGAGCAGGAGGAAAUGACCAAGUUUCAGAAGGCUGUGACAUUCAAGGAUGUGGCUGUGGUCUUCUCCAGUGAGGAACUACGACUGUUGGAUCUUACACAGAGGACGUUGUACCGAGAUGUCAUGGUGGAGAACUUCAAGAACUUGGUUGCCGUGGAUAUGGUAUCCCAACUGGAAGCAGAAGAAAAGCUUUGGAUGAUGGAAGCAGAAACCCAAAGAAGUAGGUAUUCUGGCGAGAACCCUGCGGCUAUUCUUUCAGGCAGCAAGCAUCAAAAUAAGAUGGAGACUCUCCAAAAAUUUGCAUUAAAAUACCUUUCAAAUCAAGAACUGUCCUGCUGGCAAAUCUGGAAACAGGUUGCAAAUGAAUUAACCAGGUGUCUACAGGGAAAGAGUUCCCAGUUAGUACAAGGUGACUCUAUUCAGGUUUCUGAAAAUGAGAACAAUAUAAUGAACCCUAAAGGAGAUAGCUCUAUUUAUAUUGAAAAUCAGGAGUUUCUAUUUUGGAGAACCCAGCAUUCUUGUAGGAAUCCGUAUCUGAGUGAGUCACAGAUUCAGAGUAGAAGUAAACAAAUUGAUGUGAAAAAUAACCUGCAUAUACAUGAAGACUUAAUGAAGAAAUCAUCAUGUCAUGAGCAUAUUAAAACUGACACAGAACCGAAACCCUGCAAAGGUAAUGAAUGUGGCAAAAUCAUUAGUGAUGGCUCCAAUCAGAAAUUACCCUUAGGAGAGAAACCCCAUCCAUGUGGUGAGUGUGGAAUGGGCUUCAGUUAUAGCCCAGGGCUUCCCCUUCAUCAGAAUGUUCACACAGGAGAAAAAUACCUCAGUCAAAUCUCACAUCUGCAAACUCAUCAGAGAAUUCACCCGGGAGAGAAACUCAAUAGAUAUUAUGGAUCUGGUGAUUGCUUCAGUAAGAGCUCUUUCCAUUUUUAUCAAUCUAAUCAUACAGGAGAGAAGUCCUAUAGAUGCGACAGCUGUGGCAAAGGAUUCAGUAGCAGCACGGGUCUUAUCAUUCAUUACAGAACUCAUACUGGAGAGAAACCCUAUAAAUGCGAGGAAUGUGGUAAAUGCUUUAGUCAAAGUUCAAAUUUUCAGUGCCAUCAGAGAGUCCAUACUGAAGAAAAACCAUACAAAUGUGAAGAGUGUGGUAAGGGCUUCGGCUGGAGUGUUAAUCUCCGUGUUCACCAGAGGGUCCACAGGGGUGAGAAACCCUAUAAAUGUGAGGAGUGUGGUAAGGGCUUCACUCAGGCUGCACAUUUUCACAUCCAUCAGAGAGUCCACACUGGGGAGAAACCCUACAAAUGUGAUGUGUGUGGUAAGGGCUUCAGCCACAAUUCACCAUUAAUAUGCCAUCGGAGAGUCCACACUGGAGAGAAGCCAUACAAAUGUGAGGCGUGUGGGAAAGGCUUUACACGUAAUACAGAUCUGCAUAUUCAUUUCAGAGUUCACACGGGAGAGAAACCCUAUAAAUGUAAGGAGUGUGGUAAGGGCUUCAGUCAGGCUUCAAAUCUUCAAGUCCAUCAGAAUGUCCACACUGGGGAAAAACGAUUCAAAUGUGAAACAUGUGGGAAGGGCUUCAGUCAGUCCUCAAAGCUUCAAACCCAUCAGAGAGUCCACACUGGAGAGAAACCAUACAGAUGUGAUGUGUGUGGUAAGGACUUCAGUUACAGUUCAAAUCUUAAACUACACCAAGUAAUUCACACGGGAGAAAAACCAUAUAAAUGUGAGGAAUGCGGAAAGGGAUUUAGUUGGAGAUCAAAUCUUCAUGCGCAUCAAAGAGUUCACUCAGGAGAGAAACCCUAUAAAUGUGAGCAAUGCGAUAAAAGCUUCAGUCAGGCCAUAGAUUUUCGGGUACAUCAGAGAGUCCAUACUGGAGAGAAGCCAUACAAAUGUGGUGUCUGUGGUAAGGGCUUCAGUCAGUCCUCUGGUCUUCAGUCCCAUCAGAGAGUCCACACGGGGGAAAAGCCAUACAAAUGUGAUGUGUGUGGAAAGGGCUUUAGAUACAGUUCCCAGUUUAUAUACCAUCAGAGAGGCCAUACUGGAGAAAAACCUUACAAAUGUGGAGAGUGUGGAAAAGGUUUUGGUAGGAGCUUGAAUCUUCGCCAUCAUCAGAGGGUCCACACAGGAGAGAAACCCCACAUAUGUGAGGAGUGUGGUAAGGCCUUCAGUCUCCCCUCAAAUCUUCGAGUCCAUCUGGGUGUUCACACCAGGGAAAAGCUCUUUAAAUGUGAAGAGUGUGGUAAAGGCUUCAGUCAGAGUGCACGUCUUCAAGCCCAUCAGAGAGUCCACACUGGAGAAAAACCAUACAAAUGUGACAUAUGUGAUAAGGACUUCCGUCACCGGUCACGUCUUACAUAUCAUCAGAAAGUCCAUAUUGGCAAAAAGCUUUAGAAAUGAGAAGUGUGUUACCAACUUCCGUCUGAAUGCACAUAUUCAAGUUUUUGGAGAGUCCAUGCUAGUGGUAAACCCUAUAAAAGUACUGGGAGUGGAAGGGGAUCUUUCUAACAAAUCCAUCAAGAUGACAUAGAAUCAUGAACAGGAAUAGAAUUCGUAUUUAGGGGAGAAAUAGAGCUGUGGCUCUCUUGGUAAGAUCUAGUUAUUAUAAAUGAUCAUCUUUCAGUGUGAAUAUAUGCCUGAAGAUAAUGUGUGGAAGGAUAUUUGCCAUAUGCUAACUGGUUUUUUGGCCAGGGAGAGUUUUGGGUUAUUAUUCCUGUAAUUGCCAUUUUAUACUUACAGUGAUCAUUAUUUUCACUAAAAGCUGUAAAGCUUUGAAAAAUGAAUAAAAUUAUUAAAAAUUUACUGUA
Molecule: messenger RNA, 3861 nt
Organism: Sapajus apella (tufted capuchin)
Lineage: Eukaryota; Metazoa; Chordata; Mammalia; Primates; Cebidae
Product: zinc finger protein 227
Exons: 6
Coding region: 938-3448 (836 amino acids)
Biological process (GO): regulation of transcription by RNA polymerase II
Molecular function (GO): DNA-binding transcription factor activity; RNA polymerase II cis-regulatory region sequence-specific DNA binding
Source: RefSeq, a predicted model, not a curated record